Solanum lycopersicum (tomato) is the source of this 705-nucleotide messenger RNA. RefSeq names its product HVA22-like protein e. Lineage: Eukaryota; Viridiplantae; Streptophyta; Magnoliopsida; Solanales; Solanaceae. The record is from RefSeq and is a predicted model, not a curated record.
UUUUCAACUCAAACUUUAUCACAUAAUUUUUCAUUAUUUGCUUAAGUUGUUUAUUUUAUUUUGUAUCUAAAGUUUCUUUUGAAGCAUUUAAUUGAAGAGAAAUUAUGGGUCAUUUGUGGACUUUGAUCACUAGUCUUCAUACUCUUGCUGGGCCUGUGAUGAUGUUGAUCUAUCCUCUGUAUGCAUCAAUAGUAGCUCUAGAGAGUACAUCUAAAUUGGAUGAUGAACAAUGGCUUGCUUAUUGGAUUCUAUAUUCUUUUCUUACACUUGUGGAGAUGCUAUUUCAACCCAUUCUUAAUUGGAUACCAAUAUGGUAUGAUGUGAAGUUGAUUGGUGUGGCAUGGCUAGUUUUGCCACAAUUUAGAGGAGCUACUUUUAUAUAUGAGACUUAUGUUAGAGAAAAAUUAAUAAUGAACAAAUAUGGAGAUCAAGGAAAGUCAAAAAAGAAAUCUGUUCACUUCAUGACUCCAGAGAAGGGGGAGGAUGAAGCUUACGACUGAAAGGAAAAUACGAGAAAUGCAGACCAUUACUCAGUGCACAAAUCUAACCGGUUUGAUCGAGAUAGAUUCAAGAUUUAUAAAUUACAAGUUAAUUUAAGUUUAUUAUACGUACAUAUUCGGUGAAUUUUUAAUAAAUAUAAGAGUUUCCACCAUACUUUUUCAUACUAUUACGAUCAGUUAUUUCAAAUCUCUACUGUUUGCUUCA